UAUAUAUCGAAAGUGGGUGCCACCCCCACAUGGGUAAUUCAAACUUUAUAUAUGUUACCCCGGCCACAAUCCACAAGUACUGCUCCCAACUUCUUAAUUUGCAAAUGCUCUUAUGUGCCUCUGUACGUGCAAAUUAUUAAGUCACCCUGCCCUCAUGAAGUCCGUAAUGAAACCUUCGGAAUUUCUCCAAAUGCGCAUGUAUUUGUGCACCGUCACUACUAUUUUUCUCGGCCUCCUAAUCUCAAGCACCCACGCCGUCACAAAGCAAGGCCAGUACCCAAGCCUCGCAAACCAAUUCUUGGCACCACACAAUGCUGCUCGCUCUUCCCUUAGACUGCGGCCAUUAAUGUGGGAUCCAAAACUGGCACGCUACGCACGAUGGUACGCCAAUCAAAGGCGCUUUGACUGUGCUUUGAGGCACUCUAACGGGCCCUAUGGCGAGAACAUCUUCUGGGGAAUUGGCAAUGGCUGGACACCAUCUCAGGCAGUGACGGCAUGGGUUUCGGAGCGAAAGUGGUACAAUUACCGGUCAAACUCUUGCGCCAGUGGACAGAUGUGUGGGCAUUUUACUCAGAUAGUGUGGAGAACAACGAGGAGAGUUGGGUGUGCCAGGGUGAUUUGUUCUGGUGGUCGAGGUGUGUUCAUGACUUGCAACUACGACCCUCCUGGAAAUUAUAUUGGCGAAAGGCCAUAUUGAUCAGAUCAUCGAUGUUUUUAGUUAUGCGUGCAUGCAUAAGAUAUUGCGGGCCGGCUACUGUGAGUGUGCUCAUAAGGCUUUUGUUUUAUAAUAUUGUUUGUGCAUAGCAGCUGCCAGUUGCAGCCAAUUUUCAUGGACAGUGAGCGUUGGGUCCUGACAACGCGGUCAGCUUGUGAAUUUCCUGCAUCUGUGCCAUCCAACAUGUCGUCUGAGGUUUUAUGAGUUCCUUCAUGGGCUAUCUAGUACCUUUUUAAUUGGUUCGUUCUAGAAAACAUGUAGAAUCUCGUGAUCCACGAACAUCGACUGUGUUGACGGCCCAAUACGUGGCUCUAAAUAAAAGGUUUUCUUUAAUUAUCAGCAAA
Carya illinoinensis is the source of this 1059-nucleotide messenger RNA. Its product is annotated as pathogenesis-related protein PR-1-like. NCBI's taxonomy places the organism in Eukaryota, Viridiplantae, Streptophyta, Magnoliopsida, Fagales, Juglandaceae. The record is from RefSeq and is a predicted model, not a curated record. The transcript has a single exon. The coding region runs from base 113 to 697 and encodes 194 amino acids. Gene Ontology annotation, cellular component: extracellular region.